Messenger RNA from Symbiodinium sp. CCMP2592, 1041 nucleotides. The record is from the annotation of a GenBank genome assembly. NCBI's taxonomy places the organism in Eukaryota, Dinophyceae, Suessiales, Symbiodiniaceae.
AUGAAGAAGAUGACAGAAGCCGGAGUGCCUGCUGAGCAUCUCCCGGCCACGUGGCAGGUCAAGAACCAGAGGCCUUCUUCAACGGCAGAGCACACCUACAGCACGGAUUGCUUAGAGCAGCUCCGGAAGUUUGUGUCGGCGCCUCCCGAGUGCAUUCGCAUAUAUGGGGACCAUGUGGUUUGCAGUGAGUCCGAGAUUUGCAUCCCUUUUUCUUGUCCUUCCACGCACGAUAUAUUGCAGGACUCAGGGCUGACGAGUUUUUUGCUGGACUUCACUUACAAGACGAACCGAGAAGGCCUGUUGUUAGGCUGUAUCGGUGCUGUUGGCAUGCUGCCAAACGACAAGGCGUUGUCGUCUGUUCGCAUGAUUCCAGCUUUCUUUGUCUUGUCCAACGCGGAAAAUGAGCCAGCUCACACAGUCCUCCUUCGUCUGUUCUUCGAGCACGCCGAGACCUGGAACAUGAAACUGGAAGAUGCUUUCUUGGAUUGCAGAUGCCUGCAGGCUGCCAUGAAGUGGUCCCUCAGCAGAAGGCCGCAAGCUCAUGUCAAGACCAACACUCGGGAAGAAUCUGCCAGACGUGAUGCAGUCACUGGCCAAGCGAGAUUGAAGAAUCGCGAGCUGUUGUCUGUCAUUCUGGAUUUUGCGCAGUUCUCUGCGACUUUGCCCAGCGACUGCCAGUUUCAUACCUUCUGGUCCAGUGACAUGAGUCGCAUGUCCACUGCCUCCGCCCCAACCGACUUCAACGAGCCGCGAAUGGCAGCUUACCUCCGUGACCACAUUUUGGAUGGAACAGGGCCGCAGUGGCAGGCAAGCUGGGUCAGUGGACUUGGCUCUGUCCCCCUGGGGUUCACGACGUACACCGCGAAUGCGAUUGAAUCCUCGCAUUUCGGCAUCAAAUACUUGAUGGACGGCUCUGGUGCACAUCUGGAUGUUGCGGAGGCUAUGGUUCAGGUUGGCCAUGCUGUGGAAUCUCGUGUGAGUCGUGGCUUCUACAGCAAUUUGGUUCACCGCCUCGAGGAGUCUGAACAGUCUCAACCCUAA